AUUUAUUUUUUAAAAUGAACACUCUAGCUAAAAAUUUCGUUCUCUCGUAGUACCAAAAGGAAAAUCUCUCUCUUGUUGAGUUAGGUUAGAAAAGAAAAAGAAAAAGGAGAACCAUGAGUGCUAGUAGUUCGAAGCCACCGAUGUCUCUGCGAAGCCAAGGAGAAACUUGGUUUUCACGUGGCCCCACUUGUUACCAAUUCUUCAAUUUUGGUUCAAGAGUGAGAAUUGGAAGACUCAAUUGCUGUGGUAUUUCCAUGUUAGAAAGAAGCAAAAAGGCAGAGUUUUUGGUGAGAGGGUGUGGGUGUGACCAAAGUAGUGGCGAGGACUGUGGUGAGAUGGAGGAAGACCAAGAUUUUGUGAAGGUUCUAAGAGAAUCCCAGCCUUAUAUUUCUGUGCAUAGGGAGAGAGUGUUUGUUGUGCUCAUAUCUGCAGAAAUUGUUGCUAGUUCUUAUUUGGAUGUCAUUCUCAAGUGCUCGAACUCCAGAUCUCAACUUAAAGAAUACAAACUCCUUAUCAUUUGUGACAACUUUGUUCGAUACACACACAUAUGUUUUUUUAGUAUUGAUCAUUGCAAAAAAUUUAUUCUCCGAAACUAUAACAUAUUAAUUUUAAUUUGUUAAAAAUAUUCACGUAAUAACACCAAAUGGGCUCCACCCCAAUAAAAUUAAAACCCUCACGGUGGUUAUGGCAACGCUUGUUUACAGAAAUUCAUCUGCGACGAAGGCAUGGUUCAUGACAUGAUAGAGACAAAUUCAUCCGAUUCUUCCACUUAUUGCUAGUUUAGCUGCCCAAACCAUAACUUGGAUUCUAAUAUUUCAAAACUGUUACGGUUAACUGUCUUCCGAUGUCUUAAAGUACUUUGCCACAACAGAGCUUUCGGUAGUGUUUGGUUCGGGAGAAAAUUUGUUUUAUUAAGAAAAUGGUUGGAAAGUGAGUUUGGUAUGAAAAUGUAAAAAAAGUUGUUUGGUUGACCCAAAUAUUACCAGGGAAAUUUAUUUAAAUAUGCAAAAUUUAUGUUCGGGAGAAACUUUGCACCUGUUUUUGUUCACUUCUCCAGUUAUCUCAAAAUACCACAUCUCAAGUAAUAUUCUGUAACAGUAAAUUUCAUCCAAAAAUCAACACAAAAGUCAUUUUUACAUCUAUUCUAUUUGCCUGGUAUUUUUUGAAAAAAACUGAACCAAACGUAAUAUUUUUCAAUAUUCACUUACACUUUCUCAUCAAUCCCA
Molecule: messenger RNA, 1226 nt
Organism: Gastrolobium bilobum
Lineage: Eukaryota; Viridiplantae; Streptophyta; Magnoliopsida; Fabales; Fabaceae
Exons: 2
Coding region: 114-620 (168 amino acids)
Source: RefSeq, a predicted model, not a curated record